This is a messenger RNA of Marchantia polymorpha subsp. ruderalis, 2258 nucleotides long. The record is from the annotation of a GenBank genome assembly. Lineage: Eukaryota; Viridiplantae; Streptophyta; Marchantiopsida; Marchantiales; Marchantiaceae.
GGCCCGGAUCUGAAGACUCGGGAGGAGAGAGAAUCUUCGGGUUUCGAGACCAGGAUCCGAACGCAAUUUCUUCCUCCAGAGUGAGAGCGAGCGAGAGGAAGACGGAGAGGGAGAGGGAGCGAUCCGGAGGCAGAAACAUAAAAAUACUCACACGCUCGCGCACCUCUCGAUCCCGGGAUCGAUCGAGCUUUGACGCACAGUCUGAACCAGUAGCCUGAUCGCCUACUGGGUGAUGUUGGAAACUUGGGGCAGUAAAAUAUAAAUUUAAAUAGCGAGGUAAGGCUUUCUUCCACCGGGAGGGGGAGAGAGAGAGAGAGAGAGAGAGAGGCACCCUUUUGUCUCCACCUCGUCUUUCAUCAAUCGGAGAGAUCGGUGGGGGUUGAUUGCUCCUCGCGGGGUGGGAUGCUGGUGAUGCUGGGAUGGUCUGAAUAUGUUUGAAUUUUGAUCAGUCCCGGCCGGCGGCUUACGCUCGAGGUUUCUGCACCGGUGGUGGUAGGAAACGACACUAGCGUCCUCUCAGUUGGAGCGGAGUGGGGCAGUGCAGUCGGAGGAAUUGAUACUGCGCCUCGUCAGGAGCUGUAUGUUGCUGGAAAUGGCAUAUACCACAUGCACCGAGAGGAGCUAAGAAGUUUUUGGUGUUCGUCCAUCAUUUUUCCAUCCAUGCGAUCCAGCUCUCGGCAUCAUGGCCGCCCCUGCUUUGUCGACUCCGUUUCAGCCCUAUGUGUAUCAAAGUCCACAAGCCGUUGUGACACCUUUUCAAAUAUUGGGAGGGGAAGCCCAAGUACUUCAGAUCAUGCUGAAACCUCAAGAAAAAGUUACAGCGAGGACAGGAUCUAUGUGCUACAUGUCUGAUGCAGUCCAAACGGAGACGAAUGUGCCCGCGGAAAAUGCUGGAAAUGUUAUUUGGCAGUGGCUAUUUGGAAAGGUUGACGCCAUUAGCACGUACGUGAACAAUGGAACGCAAGAUGGAUAUAUUGGUCUUGGUGCCCCUUCUCUUGCCAGAGUACUUCCGAUUGACCUGGCAGUCUUCGGCGAGGAAAUCAUUUGUCAGAGAGAUUCCUUUUUGUGUUCUAUCAACGAUGUUUCCGUGUCUCCUGUUGCUACACGAAGAGCGAGACCCGGAAUGUUUGGUGGAGAGGGAUUCAUGAUGCAAAAGCUCGUCGGACGGGGCCUUGCUUUCAUUACUGCUGGGGGGUCUAGUAGGUUCACCGCUUCUCCAACUCUGUUAUUCGUUGUGUUUCUUGUGUUUCUUGUCAUUUAUUUCAGAACUUGAACAGUCCUGCCCUUGGAAUAUGCGUAAUGAAACUUCAAAGGGCAUUGACAUGUAUUUUGUUCAUGAUCAUCCUUAUUGGAAAGUAAAAUAAGUAAAUAUAGCUGACUCUGAAUUUAUGAGCUACUUUUUCUUCUUCAAAAUUCAUCAUUAGCAGUGCCAAUGCUCUGUACGGGGUCGAUGUUUUUAGUAUGGCAGGCCAAAUCGAAUGACUACGGUAGUUCUACAAAAUUUUGAAAUCUUGAACUAUACGCUAACUUUUUAUUUGCGUGUCGUUUAUUUGUAGUUAUUCAAAAGCAUCUAGCCCGGGGGGAGGUUUUAGUUGUAGAUGCGGGUUGUUUAGUAGCCAUGACCACCAGCGUGGAGUUGGAACUUAAGUACGCUGGUCCGUUAAAACGUGCCUUCUUCGGGGGUGAAAAUCUCUUACACGCCCAUCUUACUGGACCUGGUGUUGUGUUCGUCCAAAGUUUACCAUUCUUCCGCCUAGCUCAGAAAAUAGCCAGGACGGUGACAGCUCCUCGUGUGAAAGACAGCUUACUAUUUAUAGUAUUCUUUUUGUCCUUGAUUCCAACAGGGCGGUGACAGCUCCUCAUGUGCGAGAUAAUCCGCGCUUCUUCUUACAAAUUGCCAUUAUUUUCUUCGUGGCUUAUGUGAUGGUCAUAUCAUCCUUAGUUCUCACUGAACAAUGAGGAAGAAACUUGCAGCUGUUUUAUAGGUGUGCCUUGAAGCUCUCAGAAACUUAACUGUGUAUAGCAGACUCUUUCCUUAGCCCAUUGUCCCUCGCAGGUAGUUCUUCCAGCCUUAGAUAAUGAUACGUGUCAUAGGGGCCCUGGUCUUGACCAGUACCGGUGAUAACAUUUGUUAUAAGGAAGGGGUGAUAUUAUUGUUCCAACCGGUUCGAGCAAUUUUGAAAAGAUGUACAAUUGAUUAGUUCCAAGCCUUGCAAUUUGGGAUGCCAUUUCAGUUCAUACCGUUGGUUUGCGUCUCG